Beta vulgaris subsp. vulgaris (sugar beet) is the source of this 2571-nucleotide messenger RNA. RefSeq lists its product as uncharacterized. Bases 248 to 1909 code for a protein of 553 amino acids. The transcript is spliced from 17 exons. NCBI's taxonomy places the organism in Eukaryota, Viridiplantae, Streptophyta, Magnoliopsida, Caryophyllales, Amaranthaceae. Gene Ontology annotation, molecular function: mRNA binding. Gene Ontology annotation, cellular component: nucleus. The record is from RefSeq and is a predicted model, not a curated record.
UUCCAAAUAACUUUUUUUUUGCAAAUCCCCGACCAAUUUCUCUCCAUCUGAGCAUCACCCCCACCCCCACCGCGAAGCACCCAUCAUCAGUUCAUCACCAUCCAUACAUUAAAGCUCGACAAUUUUCAAGGCUACCUUACCAAUUUUUGCAAUAAAAGUGCCUCAGAUAAUUUCUAAUAUAUUUCCCUCAAUUUUUCAUUAAACUCACUUUUUGUUGCCAAUUCUUUCUUUGUCUUUUUCUAAUCAGAUGAAUAAUUUUUCUAAUCAUAGCUCAGCAGAUCACCAAGAAUUUGGUGUCAAAGGAACUGAAGUGUUUGUUGGUGGGCUUGCUCCAUCAUCUACUGAAACCAAAAUUCGUGAGGUAUUUUCCACAUGUGGGGAAAUCAUGGAGGUACGGAUGAUAAUGGACCAGAAAGGCAAAGCGAAGGGGUUUUGUUUUCUUCGUUUCUCAACCAAGGAAGCUGCUGCCAGAGCUGUGAGGGAUAAAUCUGGAAUUAUGCUAGAAGGGAGGAAAAUCGGAGUGCUUCCAUCAACAGAGCAAAAUUCUCUGUUUCUGGGGAAUCUUCCCAAAGAGUGGAGUCUGGAUGAAUUUGACAGAGUAACUAGGCAGGCUUUUCAGGAUGUGGAUUCUGUAAAUCUUGUAAUGCUCUCUAAUGAUGUUGUUGGCCCUUCUACUCAAAAGCAAAAAAACCGGGGAUUUGGUUUUGUGAGGUUCUCGUCCCAUGCUGCUGCAGGACGUGCAUUUAGAUUGGGCUCGAGAUCAGAUUUUGUUCUUGGUAUCAAGUGUCACCCUACUGUGCAGUGGGCUGAGGAGGAACCUGAAAUUGAUCCGGAGGAUCUUGCUAAGGUAAAGAUUGCAUUUAUCAGAAACCUUCCUGCAGAUGUGAAUGAAGGGUUCCUGAAGAAGCUGUUUGGACCUUAUGGGGAGAUAGAGAAAGUAGUUCUGUCCAAGAAGGGUCAGUUUCAAGUUGGGUUUGUCCAUUAUGCUACAAGACAGGAUCUUGACAGUGCAGUCAAGGCGAUGCAUGAUAGGACAGUACAAGGGCCAAAUGCUGUUUCUUUUAAGCUCCAGGUCGAAGUUGCCAGACCCUUUGAGAAGAGCAAGAAGCGAGACCGUGAAGGAUCAAGUAGGACUGUGACUGAGAUUGUGAGCCAAUAUAAAGUUCUGAAAGCUGAAUCUCAAUCCGCUUCUUCAGGUGGCUGUAAGUUUGAUCUGCAUGAGGAACAUAUUGUUGCUGACCCAUAUGAAGCAGCUGUUGUCUCACUACCUGCUGCUGUCCAAGAUCGUCUGCUUCGGAUCCUACGACUGGGUAUUGCUUCACGUUAUGAUAUUGACAUCCGAUGCCUGAGAAGUCUUAAUGAGAUUCCAGAAUCAGCUGCAAUAUCUGUCCUUGAUCAGUUUCUGUUAUCAGGAGCAGAUGAGAAUGACAAAGGAGCAUUUCUUGCUGGAUUGAUUACCAAGUACCAGGUUAGAAGUUUUGGGAUAAGUCAAGUGCCUGAAUAUACAUCAAGAGCAAAUGAAUCUAUCAGUGUACGAUCAGACUUGGCCAGGUUGCGGAGUCGAAGCCAGGUGCCAGCUUUGGACUCCUUUUCUUCUCACAUGGCCACCUCAAGGUAUGAGAGAUAUUCUCCUCGUUUGCCAUAUUUCGACUACUCACUAUCACCUCGAGCUGGCAUCACAAGAACAUCGGAGGAAAGGAACUCUUCCCCAAUCCACUUACCGGUUUCCUCAUCAAGCUACGGGAGAAUGGGAAUGAAAUCACCUGUUAUACAGGGGGCAUCUCACCAACCCACACGAUCUCAAGUUAGAUUUGAUCCUUUUACAGGUGAACCUUACAAAUUCGAUCCCUUCACAGGUGAACCUAUUCAACCCGAAUCUCUUUCUCGGGGUAAUCAAAGCUUUUAUUGAAGCUAAUGGAAGCUUUAGGAGCACAAUUUUUGAUCCUGAUCUUCUGGUAACUAGUGAAAGGGGGAAUAUCAACCUGAAGAAGUUGUACAAUAGUAAGAAAUGUAGGUUGUUCUUGGAGUAGUGAAGGUGUGAUUUGGGCUCACGUGAGAAUAACAUGGUUAUGUGAGAAUACCUAGUUAUAUGAGAAUAAAUCUGAGCCCUAGGAUUGCUCUAAUCUAACGGCAGUCAUAUAUCGCAUUUCAUUAUCCUUAAAAAGACUAUCCUGCUUCCUUCACCUACAACUUCUUCUCCUUCACCUUCCUUUCUACAGUAGCUCGACCUAAUGUAGCAAAUCAACAAUUUCGUCCUUUAUUAAAGCUCGAACAAGAUUCAAAACAACGAUUUCAUUCUCAACUGAAGCUCAAACAAGAAUAAGAUUUGACGUUCUCCAUUGAAGCUCGAGCAAGAUACAAAGUGGUAUUUAUUCGGAUUUUUUAAGCUAUAUUUUUUAGUUAUUUCUCGGAUUUUAGGGUUUAAUUUUCAUAGUUUUGAUGUUGCCACUCUGAAAUUAAGCUAUAUUUGGAGAAUGUGAUUCUCAUUUUUGCUUGUAUGUUUUACUUGUUUCGUUUUAUUUUAUUUUUUUAGAACUUUGUCUGGUAAAACUUCCAUCUUUUUUAAGUGUA